Gigantopelta aegis is the source of this 2258-nucleotide messenger RNA. Its product is annotated as prostaglandin reductase 2-like. Lineage: Eukaryota; Metazoa; Mollusca; Gastropoda; Neomphalida; Peltospiridae. The coding region runs from base 63 to 1124 and encodes 353 amino acids. The transcript has 8 exons. Gene Ontology annotation, biological process: prostaglandin metabolic process. Gene Ontology annotation, molecular function: 15-oxoprostaglandin 13-reductase [NAD(P)+] activity. The record is from RefSeq and is a predicted model, not a curated record.
ACUUUGCCUCUCACUGUUUGUAGUAUUUUUCAAACUGCACAUUACUUGAGAAUUGAGAGAAAAUGUCACAGAGAAAUCUUAGAGUUGUUCUAAACAGCAGACCUGGUGUAAAUGGAGAACCUAUAGAAGAGAAUUUCCGCACAGAAGAGUGUGCAUACCCACACGAAGAUCUACUGGAAAACCAUGUGCUUGUCAAAACGCUCUGCCUAUCUGUUGAUCCAGCUCUGCGGUGCCGGAUGAACCCAAAUAGUGGGGUGCACUACAUGUCUUCAUGGCAGGUUGGCGAGAUGGCCGACGGGCUGGCUGGUGUUGGAAUUGUCAUGGAAAGUUGCAGUGCUCGGUUCGAGAAAGGAGAUUUUGUAACGUCAACCUUCCUCUGGCCUUGGAUGGCUUACUUCACGUACCCAGACUCGAAGCUUCUUACGAUUUCAAAUGCAUUAAUUAAAAGCAAGCCAUCUUUGUCUCUUGGUGUCUUGGGAAUCACAGGUCUAACUGCUUAUGUGGGGAUUACACAGAAAGGUCAUGUGACAAAAGGUUCCAAUCAAACGAUGGUUGUUAGUGCAGCAGCAGGAUCAACUGGGUCGCUGGCAGGACAGAUUGGCAAGCUUGAAGGGUGUGCGAAAGUUGUUGGUAUAUGCGGCACCAAUGAGAAGUGUACCAUUUUAACAGAAGAACUUGGUUUUGAUGCUGCUAUCAACUAUAAGACUGAUGAUGUGUCAAAAAGACUCCAAGAAGUCUGCCCCACAGGGGUUGAUGUGUACUUUGACAAUGUUGGCGGUGAUGUGAGCAAUGCUGUUAUUAAACAGAUGACUGAAUCGUCUCAUGUGAUACUGUGUGGUCAGAUAUCUGUAUACAACAAAGAUGUGCCCUAUCCGCCACCAUUACCACAAGAAGUAGAAACGAUCAUGAAAGAAAGGCAUAUCACACGAGAUAGAUUCCUUGUACUAGAUUACUCUGAGAAAUUUGAAUCAGCCUUACAAAUCCUUGGAACUUAUUUACAAGAGGGAAAACUAAAGGUGAAAGAAACCAUCAGCGAGGGAAUAGAGAAUACCGGGAAAGCAUUUGUCUCCAUGAUGAAAGGUGGAAAUAUUGGGAAACAAGUUGUGCAUGUUGCAGACCCUUAAAUUAACAACAUCAAAAACAAUAUGUGCUUGUUUUAGCAUAUAAAUGUAAUAAAAACUGAAAGCUGCAAGCAGUGAUGGGAUGGGAUCAGAUCUGCUGAUACAUAUAUCAUAUUAUAUGCAAUUCAUCUAUACACAUUUCCAAAGACUGAACUAUUUUCUUUGUUAAACAUGAGAUCAGAAGUUAUUUGCAAAAGACAGUGGGCCAAAAUAAUGAAGCCUGUUUAGAUACAGGUGUUUAAGCAUUGUCAAUGUAUGUAGUUACACGUGUGUAAGACACAAACAGGUGUUUAAGCAUUGUCAAUGUAUGUAGUUACGUGUGUGUAAGACACAAACAGGUGUUUAAGCAUUGUCAAUGUAUGUAGUUAACACAUGUGUAAGACACAAAAAGGUGUUUAAGCAUUGUCAAUGUAUGUAGUUAACACGUGUGUAAGACACAAAAAGGUUUUGUAAAUUCGUCUCAGUAUUUUUGGAAGUGUAUUUUACUGUACUUUUGAAUGAGCACAUACCAGUCAAAAUGUCUCCAUGUACAUGUCAUGUAAUAUAAAAUGUAAGUUUAUUAUAUUUCAUAACUAAACAAGUUAAUGCUGUUUAACAAAAUUUUAAAUCUCAUUUCAUGAUUAAGCCUAUCUACAUUUAGGACAUGGAAAUUAAAGAGAUUUUUACUGUUAUGCAUUCAAUGUAAAAAUGUGUACCUUGUAUGAAACUUGCACAAUGCCAGUGUUAAUUAUUUUCUCCACAAAGAAUUAACAUUGUCAAAAACAUUAAUUUAUAAUAUGGCUUUAUUACAAUUAUUUACAUUUUAAUUAUACAUAAUAUACAUUAUAAUUCAAAAUAUUUUCAGAACACAUUAAAAAGCACAGAUCAAUUUUUGGCAGUUUUCAUAAGCAUUUCAAAAUAAAUAUGAAAAGAAUUCUACAACCUUACUCCCCUCUAAUUACAAUCCAUAAUUUAAUUUAAAAUUUGGGUCUGUUGUAUAAAGAAUCAAAUAAAAUUUGUUGACUAAAAAUACUGCAAAAGAAUGUCAUGCAUCCUACGAGUUUGCUCUUUUACUAGUUUUAAAUUGUUAGGCCUGCAUUAGAGAAAUCUUAAUGUACAAAUGACGUAAUGUAACAUGCAAUAGGAAAAUACAUGAUA